CUCACUUCGUCUCUCGUCUCAAGACCGAACACACACAAAUCACUUUCUCACUGUCCCUCGAAGACUUGCAAGAUGAGCGGCAACAACGGCAAUUCGUACACGCGCUCCGGUGUGAACAGCGAGGGCAACUCGUACCGGGUCGGGGCCCCCAGCGAGUCCAACUCCAACCCGUACCAUUACUCGAACCAGAACGCCAGGAACGGUUCCUAUUAUUACAACAAUCCCAACAACAGCACUUACUAUGACAGCGGCACGGGGUACUCGCGGUACACUGCCCCCAGUGGCAAUGUCAGGGAGUCCUACAGCGGUGGCAGCCAGGGCAGCAAGAAGUCAGAAGCAAGGCAUCCAUAUGUGUCUGGUGUAAGAUCAUCAGAUGCAGGACAAGGGCCGCCGUCGGAAGUUUGGGUAUUUGUCGGGCUCGUUGUUGACUUAAGAAAGCCCCGUGAGGGCGAAAGGGGUGAAGCAGAAAGAGACAAGAAUAAUAUUAUCAGGACUUCUGCCACUGAAGCAGUAAAUCGGAAGGGUUGCACUUAGCCCUAUGUGAUCGGUCUGUGAGCUGCUCCUUUUUCUGGAUGUCGAUAUUCCCCUUUCCCCUGGAGCGUAAGUCAAGUGGAAGGCCUGGAAAGGGGUGGAGCAUUUCUGGGUGCCUGGGCUAGGCUGGUUACCUUAGCCUUCCUUCCGUCUUGCCCCCCCUUUCCCCUGCCUACCUUUGCCUGCCUGAGGGAGUGUUUGAGGCAGGUAGCUGGGUAGCUUGUUCUGGGCAGACAUUUCAGAUUCUGAAAGGAAAGAGCAACGGAAGUAGUCACCUCCCCAUCUCAUUUAGACCAUAGAUCAGGUGCCCAUGCUCAUGGUAGCUACCUACCUAAA
Molecule: messenger RNA, 867 nt
Organism: Sodiomyces alkalinus F11
Lineage: Eukaryota; Fungi; Ascomycota; Sordariomycetes; Glomerellales; Plectosphaerellaceae
Exons: 3
Coding region: 73-534 (153 amino acids)
Source: RefSeq, a predicted model, not a curated record